AUGGUCGUACCUUUGACAGAGCAAAUUACAUCGAAAAACCACGAAGAGAGUGGUACCACAGCAAAGCCUCGAGUCUCUGACUCAACUCGGAACGGCGACAUACUUGCGCAUAGUUCUACUGGUAGAGUCAUAUCCUGCCUUAGAGAGGCAAAGCCUCGCCUCGAAAAUGCGUAG
Paraglomus brasilianum is the source of this 174-nucleotide messenger RNA. NCBI's taxonomy places the organism in Eukaryota, Fungi, Glomeromycota, Glomeromycetes, Paraglomerales, Paraglomeraceae. The record is from the annotation of a GenBank genome assembly.